Coturnix japonica (Japanese quail) is the source of this 1810-nucleotide messenger RNA. It is a transcript of the gene CCDC32, whose product is annotated as coiled-coil domain containing 32. NCBI's taxonomy places the organism in Eukaryota, Metazoa, Chordata, Aves, Galliformes, Phasianidae. Gene Ontology annotation, biological process: cilium organization. The record is from RefSeq and is a predicted model, not a curated record.
UGGCUGAGCUCAGAUGCCAAUCGACGCUCUGCCGGAAGUCGGCGCUGCUUCCUGUGUUGGAGCGGCCUGUACAAGCGCGUCCCGGAAGGCAGCGGUGACAGGAGUCGAGGCCUUCAUGAUGAGAACGAUUGAGAGCAUCGACUCCGAGGUUACCAGACCCAGCGAGGACCUGUGGGCUGAGAUCUGCUCGUGUCUGCCCCACCCGGAGCAGAAGGAUGUGAGCGAGGCCUUCACCGACUCGUUCCUGGAGUCCUACAGCAAUGGAGGAGGCAAUGGGGGCCCUGCACAGCCAAACCCGAAGCCCUGGGCACCCCUACACGACUCAGAGGUGUAUUUAGCAUCCCUGGAGAGAAGGUUGAUGAGAAUUAAAGGUUUGUCUCAAGAGGUGACCUCCAAGGACAUGCUGCGUACUCUGUCACAAGCCAAGAAGGAAUGCUGGGACAGGUUCCUCCAGGAGAAGUUUGAGUCUGAGCUUUACAUAGAGGGACACGAAUCUGAUGAGAGCACGCUGGAGCAUCUAAAGCGAUGGCUGCAACCUGAUAAAGUGGCCAUCAAUACUGAGGAGGUACAGUGCCUCAUCCCUCCGGAAUCACAGGCAGAGAAACAGGAGACUGAAGAAGAACGUCCAGCUGCUGAGCAGUGAGAUAUACAGCAGCCAUGGCUCAGAGCUGCCUCAUGUCCAACCCUGAUGAAGCUGUGUGCAGCAACAGUAAUGAUAGGAAGAGGGUGGGGGGUAAGUAAUGAGUGCCAGUUGUUGGUCAUUUAAAGACAACGAGAUGUUCAACACCAAAACAGCGCUGGACCUCCAAGGAUAUCGACUGGUGUUUGUUGUGGACAAGCGUGGAACAGAAUAUGCUGAACUUCAACCCUUUUUUGAUGUAGUCCCAGUGUGUAGCAAGCAAAUUGUUCUGGCAUGAAUGUGAAUUGUUUGUAAUUCAUCAGGAGCUGUAUUGAACUGUAGGGGAAAAAAAAAAACCAACCCAGCAGUCGUUUAGAAGCAUCAAAAAAGAUAAUGGUCUAGAAGAGAACAGAUCAAGCAAGCCACUCAAUCAGUUUUUGUUCUUGUCUUGUAACUUCUUUAUUUCUUAACUUAGUCCUUUUUCUUUCUUUCUUACAAAGUCUGUUGUUUGUUUUAUCAGACUUCACUAUUAAUGGGUUGGAUCUGAGCUUUACCCAGAGGAGGACAGAGGUUGUUCACCUGUCUAAAUGUGGAAUCCUAAGGAAGCUGUCACAUAAAUUGAUCACAGCAUUGAGAUUGUAGCAACAGAAGGCUUGGUAUCAUUCUUCUCCUUGUAAUGUUUCCUCUAAGAAUGUCCCAUUGAUUGGCCAUCCCAGCUCUGUUUCAGAGUGGACUGGAGGAAGAAUAUUUAAUUGUUGGUCAUUUUGUACCUGUUCUCAUUUCCUUCAGCCUCUGGAGAGGGUCAGGUGAGAUCCUGUAUCAGGAAAACAAAGAGUGAUAACUGAGAGGCUGCAAAUAGCUCGUUUUCAUCACAAAUGAGCACAAAAUUACCUAUGUUAAAACAUUCUAGCAUAUCUGUGUGUGUGUACAUGUAUAUAUAGAGUUCGUUCUGUUUAACUCUACAGAGGGUUGUUUCCCGUUUUAAGUCAAUAAAAGAAUCUGUAGUCAUGUGUAAGACCAAUGCUUCUUUAAGCUGUGCUUUGUCUUGGCAUUGACGCUACAGGUCGAUAGAGGGAAGCAGUGUACGUCUUCUGUCUGAUAAAGCUCUCUCUAUGGAAUGCGGAGGGGUAGUUCUAGUAGCUUAAGCACAUUAGAUUGUACAUUAUGUACGAAAUUACAUUUUAAAAAGGA